AUGGAAGAUUGCCUGCUGUUCUGUUCUGUUUAUUAAAUAAUCUUUUCUAAAAUUUCUAACGUUACGCAAAGAUAGUAUUCGCUUAGAGGUGCUUUGAUAAAUAAAAAGCGCGUAUAGAAAUUGUAUAUUGAAGUCUAAAACCGAUAUUAUCUACAGUGAUCCGGUAAUUUUAAGUCAUGACUAUUGUAUCAGUGUUUACAACUAGAGUGUUAGUUUUCCAUACGGCCGUCGAAAUAAUAUGGCUUAUUAUAAUGCCGGCGGCGAAUUGAAUGCAACUAGUACAACCGAUAUCGUAGACGAGGACGAAAUCGUUGAUGAUCUUUCUAUAGUUCCUUUAGAUAAAGAUAGCUUCGCAAUAUGUGAGUUAUGUGGUCGCAUAGGGCGCCGCAGACAGUUUUAUCCGCGCAACAACAAGUUCUGUUCCCUGCGAUGCCACGCAAGUAGGACAAGACGGAAGCAUUGUAGCUGGAGAUUUAAACUCAUGGAGGGUGCCGAGCACAUGGCGGGGCUCAUCCCCCUGGAGCCCCUGCCCCAGCUGCAGCAGUGGCAUGCUACACUUAAUGACAUUCAGGCUGGUCCUAUUAAGCAGCCAGCAGCACAAGUUGCCAAUAGCUAUGAAUGGAAGGAUGAGCUCUUUGGGUGUGACUUCCUCGCAGCCCCAGUCAGUCUGUUCAAACAUGCUCCGCUGCAUGAAAUGUGGGAUAACACCUUUGAAGGAAUGAAAGUGGAAGUAAAAAACACAGAUUGUGAUAACUAUUCGGAAAAGAUUAAUGAUUUUUUCUGGGUUGCUACUGUAUUGAAAGUUAAAGGUUACAUGGGACUUCUUCGAUAUGAGGGAUUUGGAAGUGAUGAUUCAAAAGACUUUUGGGUGAACCUAUGUUGCUCGGAAGUGCAUCCCGUUGGAUGGUGCGCAACUCGCGGCAAGCCACUCAUACCUCCAAGAAGCAUAGAAGAUAAAUACACUGAUUGGAAGAAAUUCCUGGUAAAGCAAUUAACAGGUGCCCGUACAUUACCAGCCAACUUCUACACCAAACUAAAUGACAGUCUUAAGUCGCGGUUCAGUAUUGGCUCCAUAAUGGAAGUUGUGGACAAAAAUAGGAUAUCACAAGUAAAGGUUGCUAGUGUAGUUGAAAUUAUUGGUAAACGGUUACAUGUGAAAUACUACGACAGUUCUCCAGAAGACAAUGGUUUUUGGUGUCACGAGGACUCUCCACUCAUCCAUCCAGUCGGCUGGGCCUUCAGAGUCGGCCAUCCGCUGGACGCCCCCCAGAGUUACUGUCAGAGGGUCGCUACUGCGCGAUUUUUGCCAAAUGAUACGACUGCAGAUAUGUUUUACAAGUACCCUACAAAUGAGCCUCCAUUGUUUGUGGAAGGGAUGAAACUUGAAGCCAUUGAUCCUUUGAAUCUCUCAGCUGUGUGUGCUGCUACGGUUAUGCAAAUUUUGAAUGAAGGAUACAUGAUGAUCCGAAUAGACUGCUACCCAGCUGAUGCGUCGGGUGCGGACUGGUUUUGCUAUCAUCAAAGAUCACCCUGCAUAUUCCCUGUGGGAUUUGCUCUAGCUAACAAUAUACCACUGGUGCCGCCCGCUGGUUACACGGUGGAAGAGUUCAACUGGGAGGAGUACCUCUGCGCGUGCGGCGGUCGAGCUGCGACGCGCGCCCUGUUCGCCGCUCGCGGCCACCUCGUGUCGCACGGCUUCGUGUGCGGCAUGCGGCUCGAGUGCGCCGACCUCAUGGACCCGCGGCUCGUGUGCGUGGCCACUGUGGCGCGGGUCGUCGCCGACCUGCUCAAGGUCCACUUCGACGGGUGGGGCUCGGAGUACGACCAGUGGCUGUGGGCGCACAGCACGGACAUGUACCCGGUGGGCUGGUGCCGCGCCGUGGCGCACCGGCUGGAGGGCCCCAUGCAGCCGCCGCCGCGCCAGGCGCGCAAGCCGCCGCCCAAGAACCACCGCCGCCGCCGCCGCCACCACCCACCGAAAGCCCAGCCACUGCCGCCAAAUAUAACUGAAGACAGCUCCCAAAAUUCCGACAUGGGCGACGCAAAAAGUUUGUCACCCCCCACUAGCGUGUCCGAAAUCUCCGCCGACGUAGAGUCGAGACACGACGACACGGAAUCGAGACCCGACGACACGGAAUCGAGACCCGACGACACGGAAUCGAGACCCGACGACACGGACUCGAGGCCUGAUGAGACGGAGGCGAGACCUGAAGAGUCGAGACCUGACGACAUGGAGUCGAGGCCGGACUCGGAGGCGAGAGCGGACGAAGGCGAGUCGAGACCUGACGAUAAGAUGGAUGUGGAAGAGGCGCCCACCGAGAAUUCGCAUGAGCGGUUGAGCGAUGAGACUAAUCAAGAGUCUAUGAGCAUACCCACGGACGUGUCGCAAGACUCCAGCGUGCACUUAGGCCCCGUGUCGCCCGACACAUCCAGCCAGUCCGCAUCCGACAAACUCAUCCCGCGGCUGGUGGACGCGGCCGUGCCGCGCGACCAGCUGUCGUCCGUGGAGCCCGAGAACUGGACGCCGGCCGACGUGGCCCGCUUCCUGGCCGUCAACGACUGCCAGCCCUACACCGACAACUUCACCAACGUCACCGGCCCCGUGCUCCUCCAGCUCUCCAAAGACGAGAUCAUAGAACUCCUCGAGAUGAAGGUCGGACCCUCCCUAAAAAUAUUCGACCUCAUCCAGCAGCUCAAAUGCAAAAUUAAACAACCUCAGUGUAGACUAAACUUCAAGUGAGGCGCGGCUUCGAACCGAGGAUUCGGAGGUGGCGAAAAACUGUGGCCUUUAAUGCACUCCCGGGAUGCACUUACAAAUAAUCGUGGCUUUACAAGUGUGUGGUGAAAUGGGUCCCCAUUUGACGAUUUAUAACGGCAGCAGACUUUGGCAUAUUAUGUCACUUCGCCUUCAUAUUACAAAGAAGUCUGAAUAGGGCCCUCGCCUAAUUUUUUAUUGUCAUAGGCAAUUCAGAUGUACAGUUGCAAAAUAGGAUUAUGGCCAGUGAGGUUUGAGACGCCAUGGGCGGGCCUUUACUAUCCCCCCUGUACAGUUUGCCGCUGAACAGUGUACAUUAUAUGUAAUCAAAUAAGCUGUCGCAAGUUUUAUUGCAUUAUUUAUAGACUGGUCGAUACUGUCAUUUUUCUUGUAUCUUUACAUUUCAGAGUUAAAUUCCGGAGGUUAUUGCGGCGUAUUUUAACAUUCAUUAUCGAAAUGAAUGAUUAGCUAGCAGUGAAUUUGCCAGUACAGACCGCUUUACUUUUAUACUUGUGAACCAUAUUUAUUUUAAACAUAAAUCGGUUAUUUUAACGUUUACUAAUUUGAUACGUGUAAAGAAAAGGGGAUAGCAUUGUUAGUUUGCCGAGAUCUGUGCCCUGUUUAUCAAAAGCUUGUAACUUGUAAUACAAGUGGAAGUCCCUUUUUGACAGCUUUUGUUAGAAAGGAACUACCAUUUAUGUUACAAGUUACAAGAUUUUGAUAAACAGGGUACCGGUCGCCAGUCACACGCUGAUGUCCUUGCUUGUAAAUCAUAAGUAUUCUACUAGUAUUUUAUGGUAAACUACCAUUUGUUGGCGCCCGAAAUAUUGUUAACACCAAGUUUUUACAUAAUUGCCUUGAGAUGUGGUUGUUAGUGCCUGUGGCGCCCAAACAAGUAGGUUUACCUUUUAUAGACUAGUAUAGAGGUCAUUUAACGGUGAACGGGAAAAAUUCCAUUUCGGCAUUCAGAAUCAUGGUAAAAAAUGAGAAUUACAUCCCCUUAUAGGAUUAUACGAAUAUUUAGUCAUCUCUUUAGUUCAUUAAUAUGCAUGCCUAAUUAGUUUCUUAAUCAAGUAUAUACAUUAUGAAGUGUAUAUAAAUAUGUGAUAAAUCCCAUUUUGCUAAGAAGCAAUAAUAGUUACGGUGCUUAGUGUUAUUCUUAUUAGCUUUGCUAUUUUAGGGGUAGAGGCUUACCUCCUAGGGUAAGUGGGCUGUGUUAGGUGGUGUCUUUAUUUGAACGUAUCUCAGUAAUUGUGUUGUGUACUAUAGUAAUAUUUUUGUAUGUAGAUUAUGUCUGCCAUAUCAAAAUACUGCCAAUCAACGCAAGGGAUAUUGUAUUAUAUUUCGUGUGAGUCUCUCGAAUAUAAUUUAAAGCUGCGUGUCAGAUGUAAAUUCAUCCUACAAAAAUAUUUACACAAUAAUACAAUGAAUUAUAAGUUGGAACCACCCCAGUACCACAGGAGUUUGUCUUGUAUUGAGCAAUAAUUAAUCGAUACUGAGCAAUAGUAACUGAUAAUUAUUCAUUAAACGAACCUGACAUAUUGACAAAGUAUUAACUAUAUAUAAUCUUAAUCAAAUUACAGAAAAUUGUAUGAAGUACAUUAACAAUGACUUGCAUGGUGUAACAUUCGUUUUUACAUAAGGACAGUAUAGGCAAAUACUGCUCAUAUUCAGUUUUAAUACGAGUAGUACAUUCUGCUCAGACCCACUAAGGUCAAUUUUUGUAAUCUAAUCAUUUCGAAAACUGCCUUAUCGUAAUGAAAUAUCAUAUGAAUUAAACAUUCAACUCUUAGCUCGUGGUCGUCUCUUGCCAAAGUUUUGUCUAAGUCCCCGUGAUUCACAGAUUACUAAAUGUAAAUAAUUCAUGGAUUUUAUAUGUUGUUUACCAGCAUUAUAUUUUGUGUGUCUAAAAAUGGGUUUGAACGAUUUUAAUUAUAAAUAAAAGCAUUUAAUAAA
Messenger RNA from Cydia splendana, 4711 nucleotides. Its product is annotated as polycomb protein Sfmbt-like. Bases 239 to 2740 code for a protein of 833 amino acids. Gene Ontology annotation, cellular component: nucleus. Gene Ontology annotation, molecular function: zinc ion binding; chromatin binding. The record is from RefSeq and is a predicted model, not a curated record. Gene Ontology annotation, biological process: negative regulation of DNA-templated transcription. The transcript has 11 exons. Lineage: Eukaryota; Metazoa; Arthropoda; Insecta; Lepidoptera; Tortricidae.